AUGGUUCGAAAACCUCAGAUUUCUCACCAAGGAGUGUUAAUUAGAGAAGUGUCAACACCUGUUUCUCCUGUGUCUAAGAAACGACGGGCUGAGGAUGUGGCAAAACAUUUGUCACAAACGAAGAAGAAGAAGAAGACUCGAAAGCUUUUUAUAUCUACUAAGUCCACAGACGAAGAUGAAAGAAUACCCGAGACACCAGAGUUCACUCAUCUUGUUCAAAAUUCCACUCCUGAGAAGACAGAUGUCAUACCACCCGAAGUUUCAAUUGCUAAAUCAAUUUUUAAGGAGGUUCGAACUUCAGGCAUCCCUGCACACAUAUCUAAUACGGAUGCAAAUGUCGAUAUGGGUAAAGGAGGUUCGAAACAUGAAGAUCAAGGUCAUGUUAUCUCUACUCCAUUCAAAACAAGUGUUUCUGUAACACCAUCCACUAUUCCCAUUACGUCAACCACAGACUCACCUACCUUCGAACAAAUUAUCAAUCAACCUAUUACUUCCAUUUUUUCUUCUCAAUCAACUGACACACCCAAACCACCUUCACUUAUUCAAGAACCCAUUGAAAUGGAGACUGAAACUGAUAAUGAGAGGUUUGGAGGUACAUUUGAAGAAUUGGAAUUUCAUGAAGAUGAAGAGGAAUUUCCCGAUCACAUGCUAAUGACCAUGAAGCAGUAUAAGAUUCUUAAUCAAAAAUUGAAUUCCAUAAUUCAAUCUCAAGACGAUCUUGGAGGAGGUUCAUCAGUAUUAAGUUUGGAAAUUGAUACUAUGAUAAAGAAAAUGGAAUCACGGAUAAUCAACAAAGUCUCUGGCAUGUGGCAAAAGAAAGACAUGUUCUUUUCAUUCAGGAUGUCAAGAAGGUGA
Messenger RNA from Lactuca saligna, 855 nucleotides. Lineage: Eukaryota; Viridiplantae; Streptophyta; Magnoliopsida; Asterales; Asteraceae. The record is from the annotation of a GenBank genome assembly.